Vespa mandarinia (Asian giant hornet) is the source of this 311-nucleotide messenger RNA. RefSeq lists its product as uncharacterized. NCBI's taxonomy places the organism in Eukaryota, Metazoa, Arthropoda, Insecta, Hymenoptera, Vespidae. Gene Ontology annotation, biological process: cellular heat acclimation. The record is from RefSeq and is a predicted model, not a curated record. Gene Ontology annotation, cellular component: cytosol; nucleus. Gene Ontology annotation, molecular function: transcription corepressor activity.
UACGUUGUUAACUAUCUCGAUUAAUCAAGAAUUAAUCAAUAAUGGCAGACGUUAAGCAAGAACAUAAUAAAAGUGACGAUGUGGAUGCUUAUGGAAUGGGUAAUAGUGCCGAUCCAAAAAAUAUGCAAGAAUUGACGCAAUAUGUGCAGACCUUGCUACAAAAUAUGCAGGACAAAUUUCAAGCGAUAUCCGAUCAAAUUACCGGAAGAAUAGAUGAAAUGGGAAAUAGAAUAGACGAUUUGGAGAAAAAUAUAGCUGAUCUCAUGACGCAAGCUGGAGUUGAAGGAGGUGAAAAAUAAUAUGCUAAUACA